Scleropages formosus (Asian bonytongue) is the source of this 3395-nucleotide messenger RNA. RefSeq names its product ADAM metallopeptidase with thrombospondin type 1 motif, 5 (aggrecanase-2) (gene adamts5). Gene Ontology annotation, biological process: proteolysis; extracellular matrix organization. Gene Ontology annotation, molecular function: zinc ion binding; metalloendopeptidase activity. NCBI's taxonomy places the organism in Eukaryota, Metazoa, Chordata, Actinopteri, Osteoglossiformes, Osteoglossidae. The record is from RefSeq and is a predicted model, not a curated record. The transcript is spliced from 8 exons. Bases 215 to 3031 code for a protein of 938 amino acids.
CUCUCUUUCUCCUCUCUCUCUCCCUCUCCCUGUCUUUAAGUAGGAACUUUCUGUUUUCUUCUCAAAGUUCAACCAAGUCCUCUGAAAUUGUUUGACUCGCUGCCGUAGCUCUGACCAAUGCCUUUGUUCGUUCGCCUUUUUCUUCUUUUCAGGGGCAUUCUGAGUAUCAAAAGGCAAUGCGUCUGCAAGCGAAGCCCACUUCUCUUCCUCUGAGAUGUUUUUUCUGAGUUUCUGCACUUUUUCUUCACGUUGCGUUAAGUCAGAGUGCAAGAAAGUAGACAGCCAUCGCCAGCACUUCUGCGUGAACUCUGUCUGUGUUCCUGACAACAUCAUCAUCAUGCUGCUCGUCCCGCUGCUCUUCUUGCUCUCGCUGUGCGCCGGGGAUGAUGCGCUUCUGGACUUCGCACCCGCCGCCUCCGGCGCUCUGAGUCUUGUUCCACCUGUGAGCGACGCGCUUCCCGCACCUGUGCGCCGCAGGAACGGGCUCGUGCGCGCGGUCGACCGGAUUUACCACGGUGAUGGCAAAGUGGGCUACCUCCUGUAUUUGGACGGCAGGAAAUUUCAGCUGGACAUGGAGAGGGACGAGGCUGCGCUACUACGGCUAUCCCGUCACUCGAGCUCCGAGUACGCGGCGCUGCUGCGGGGGGCGCGGACCACGCACGGGCACUGCGUUUACCGCGGCACCGUGGACUCCGAUCCCGCGUCUCUGGCGCUUUUCGACGUUUGCGGCGGUGCGCUCGAGGGCUUCUUCGCUGUGGUGGGCGCGCGCUACGCCGUCAGACCGCUCGUGAGAGCGCGAGGACGCGAGAGCGAGCUCCACGCGGCGGGCGAUGCGGCGCUGGACAGCGCUCUGCUCUAUUACACGCGCGACAGAUUCAGUUUCGAGGAGGUGCCGGAGAGCGGAGGCUGCGGUACGCGGGACCCGCAACGCAGCAGAGCCAGAGGUGACGCAAAAGCUGCAUUUGCAAGCAGUACGCACGAUGACAGGUGGUGGUGGUUCUCCAGCAUGCUGUCGCGCGCCUCGGGUAAGAGGCGCAGGAGGUCGGUCUCCCGCGCCAGGCACGUGGAGUUGUUGUUGGUGGCGGACGAGUCCAUGUCGAAGAAGUACGGCAAGGAUCUGCACCACUACCUUAUGACUCUGGCCACAAUCGCGUCCAGGUUGUAUGGUCACGCCAGCAUCGAGAACCCCGUGCACCUGUCAGUGGUCAAAGUGGUGGUGGUGACGGACAAGGAGAAAGGACUGGAGAUCUCCAAGAACGCGGCGGCAACACUCAAAAGUUUCUGCAAGUGGCAGAAUCAGCAGAAUCCACUGGAUGAUGACCAUCAGGAGCACCACGAUGCAGCCAUCCUCUUCACCAGGCAGGACCUGUGCGGGCAUCACUCCUGUGACACGCUGGGCAUGGCAGACGUGGGCACCAUCUGCUCUCCGGAGAGGAGUUGCGCCGUGAUCGAGGACGAUGGCCUGCAUGCCGCAUUCACCGUGGCCCAUGAGAUCGGCCACCUCCUGGGCCUGUCCCAUGAUGACUCCAAGUUCUGUGAAGAGCGCUUUGGCUCCACUGAAGACAAGCGCCUUAUGUCAUCCGUCCUGACAUCUAUUGACGCUUCCAAGCCUUGGAGCCGCUGCACCUCAGCCACAAUCACCGAUUUCUUUGACGAUGGACAUGCGGAAUGUCUCCUGGACACCCCUCGCCAACCCCUGCUGGGCCCGGAGGAGCUGCCAGGCCAGAGCUACGAUGCGGUCCGCCAGUGCCGGCUGGCCUUUGGGCCCGAGUACACGGUGUGCCCCGGGAUGGACGUGUGCUCACGACUUUGGUGUGCCAUCAUCCGCCAGGGUCAGAUGGUCUGCCUCACCAAAAAACUACCUGCCGUGGAGGGCACACCCUGUGGCAAAGGUCGUAUCUGCCUACAUGGCAAGUGCGUGGACAAGGCCCGCAAGAAGUACUACUCGACUUCGAACCAUGGUAGCUGGAGCUCGUGGGGUCCCUGGGGUGGAUGCUCUCGGACGUGUGGCGGAGGGGUGCAGUUCGCUCACCGCCUGUGCAACAAUCCUGCGCCACGCAACAAUGGUCGCUACUGUACAGGCAAGAGAGCCAUCUACAGGUCCUGCAAUGUCACACCCUGUCCCCCUACCAGUAAAAGUUUCCGUCAGGAACAAUGUGAGGCACGAAAUGGUAACCAGGUGGAUCCUAAGGGUGUGAAGACAUUUGUGGAGUGGGUGCCAAAGUACGCUGGAGUGCUGCCUGGUGAUGUGUGCAAGCUCACCUGCCGGGCCAAGGGCACGGGAUACUAUGUGGUGUUCUCCAACAGGGUGACCGAUGGGACAGAGUGCAGGCCCUUCAGCAACUCGGUGUGCGUAAAGGGAAAGUGUGUGCGCACCGGCUGCGACGGCAUCAUCGGCUCCAAGCUGCAUUUUGACAAGUGCGGGAUCUGUGGAGGAGACAGCACAGGCUGCAUCAAGGUGGUGGGCAACUUUACCAAGAAAAGCAAGGGCUACACAGAUGUGGUGAAGAUCCCUGAGGGUUCCACCCAUAUCAAGAUCCGCCAGUACAAGGCCAAGGACCAGCCCCGCUAUACUGCCUACCUGGCACUGCGCAGGUCCGGUGGGGAAUACCUGCUCAAUGGAAAGUUUACAAUCUCCACUUCAGAGACAAUCAUCCAGCUCAAUGGCACUGUGCUCAACUACAGCGGCUGGAGCCAGAAGGACGACGCGCUGCAUAGCAUGGGCCCCGGGCCCCUGCAGGAGAGCCUUGUCGUGCAGAUCCUCGCCACCGACGCCAAGCGGCCCCUCGACAUUCGCUACAGCUUCUUCAUGCCCCGCAAGGCCGCCCCUCCCCCCACAGAUCCCCCGCCCCCGGCCCCUCCCUCCCCGCAGUGGGUCACGGGGCCGUGGCUGACGUGCUCCAGGACGUGCGACGGUGGUUGGCAGACACGCACCGUGCAGUGCAAGGACACGCAGGGAAAGCUGGUGAAAAGCUGCCCGCCAAACACACGGCCUUCUGCCUUCAAACACUGCCUCAUCAAGAAGUGCUGAGGGCCUCAGCAAUCAAUCACAGACCCUCGCGGAUGUGUGGUGCCCUGGAACGGACACACAGACACGUGCAGACCUUCAGCCUGUUUAGCUUUUGUCUGCUUUCAUUUUGAGUAUGACUAUUGUUUAUUAUUACGAUUUACCAUUAAUCAACGUUGUGUGCAUUAUUAUUAGAUUUUUCUUGUACUUGCGUCACUGCCUCAUGUGUCUGUACACCUGACAAGGGCUCUGAAAGGGGAGCGCGCCCUCCCCCGCCUCACUAUCUCCCGUUCUCCUUUGACCACAAGAAGCUAAUGGACCAAAAGACAAGGCUGGGGGCAAAGUUCUGAACCGAUAGGACAAAACUGGACAAGAGCUCUGCUGCUGC